Messenger RNA from Phalaenopsis equestris, 3517 nucleotides. RefSeq names its product sucrose-phosphate synthase. Gene Ontology annotation, molecular function: sucrose synthase activity; sucrose-phosphate synthase activity. The transcript is spliced from 12 exons. The record is from RefSeq and is a predicted model, not a curated record. The coding region runs from base 190 to 3417 and encodes 1075 amino acids. NCBI's taxonomy places the organism in Eukaryota, Viridiplantae, Streptophyta, Magnoliopsida, Asparagales, Orchidaceae. Gene Ontology annotation, biological process: sucrose metabolic process.
CCUUCUUCCUUCGCGACAGACAGAUACCUCUGUCGUUUUGAAUGGCACGCGAAAUUUGGCGUAUCUUAACCACACAGCAGUAUGCGGACUCACGUGUGAAACGGAUUUUCCACUCGUGCGAGUUCGAUCCAUAAAAGAGCAGUGAGGCGAGAGGAGAGAGGGAGAGGUAGCUCAGCUAGUUGGCCCGACAUGGCGGGGAAUGAGUGGAUUAACGGGUACUUGGAGGCGAUACUGAACAGCGGCGGUGCGGCGGUGGCGGAGGAGCAACGUCCGGCGGCGGUGGCGGCGGAGGCGGAGGUGGGGGUGGGGGGAGCCCAUUUCAACCCGACGAGGUACUUCGUGGAGGAGGUGGUGACUGGAGUGGAUGAGACGGACCUCUAUCGGACCUGGAUCAAGGUGGUCGCCACGAGGAAUGUCAAGGAGAGGAGCUCCCGGCUCGAAAAUAUGUGCUGGAGAAUCUGGCAUCUUGCCCGCAAGAAGAAACAGAUAGAAUGGGAAGAUUUCCAAAGGUUAACAAAACGAAGGUGGGAGAGAGAACAAGGACGAAGGGAAGCCACUGAGGAAAUGUCAGAGGAAUUAUCAGAAGGAGAGAAAGGGGACGCUAUGGGGGAGAGCAUCCACUAUGAGACGCCAAAGAAGAAGUUCCAGAGUAACGUCUCUGAUAUCCACCUUUGGUCUGAAGAAAACAAGGAGAAGAAGCUUUAUCUAGUUCUCAUCAGCUUGCAUGGGCUCGUCCGUGGAGAGAACAUGGAGCUCGGACGUGAUUCUGACACCGGUGGUCAGGUGAAGUAUGUUGUAGAGCUUGCCAAAGCACUAUCGAUGAUUCCCGGAGUGUACCGAGUGGAUCUCUUCACCCGCCAGAUAGCCGCACCUGAUGUCGAUUGGAGCUAUGGGGAACCUACAGAGAUGCUAACCACUGGUUCCAGUGAUGAAGAGGGCAAUGAGCUUGGCGAGAGUGCUGGAGCAUAUAUUAUCCGCAUCCCAUUCGGUCCCAGGGACAAGUAUCUCAGGAAGGAGCUUCUCUGGCCUUAUAUUCAGGAAUUUGUGGAUGGAGCACUCGCUCACAUCAUCAACAUGUCGAGGGUAUUAGGCGAGCAGGUUGGUGGUGGGCAGCCCGUGUGGCCUUAUGUGAUCCAUGGUCACUAUGCCGAUGCCGGCGAUAGUGCCGCACUUCUCUCUGGUGCUCUUAAUGUCCCAAUGGUACUCACUGGUCAUUCGCUAGGGAGAAAUAAAUUGGAUCAGCUCCUGAAACAAGGAAGGCAAUCAAAGGACGAUAUCAAUGCUACAUACAAGAUAAUGAGGAGGAUCGAGGGCGAGGAACUGUCAUUGGAUGCUGCAGAGCUCGUGAUCACAAGCACAAAGCAAGAGAUUGAUGAACAAUGGGGAUUGUAUGACGGCUUUGAUGUCAAACUCGAAAAAGUGCUCAGAGCUCGUGCUCGGAGAGGCGUGAACUGCCAUGGACGAUAUAUGCCGAGGAUGGCUGUAAUUCCUCCAGGGAUGGACUUCAGCAAUGUGGGAGUACAAGAAGAGCAGACUGAGACUGAUGGAGAUCUUGCUGCUCUUAUAGGCUCCGAUGGUGCUUCCCCCAAGACUUUUCCGCCUAUAUGGUCCGAGAUCAUGCGGUUCUUCACAAAUCCCCACAAGCCGAUGAUCCUCGCACUCUCAAGACCUGAUCCAAAGAAGAAUAUCACUACCUUGAUAAAAGCCUUUGGGGAGUCUCGUCCACUGAGGGACCUGGCAAAUUUAACAUUGAUUAUGGGAAACAGGGAUGAUAUUGAUGAGAUGUCCUCUGGUAAUGCCAGUGUGCUCACGUUAGUCUUGAAAUUAAUUGAUAAGUAUGAUCUCUAUGGUCUUGUUGCUUACCCGAAGCACCACAACCAGACUGAUGUGCCUGAUAUUUAUCGGCUCACUGCAAAAACAAAGGGAGUUUUCAUAAAUCCAGCUCUAGUUGAACCUUUUGGCCUUACUUUAAUUGAGGCAGCUGCUCAUGGCCUUCCAAUGGUGGCGACGAAAAAUGGUGGUCCUGUUGACAUUCACCGUGCCUUGAACAAUGGGCUACUUGUCGAUCCUCACGAUGACAAGGCCAUUGCUGAUGCACUGCUGAAGCUUGUAGCUGACAAGAACCUUUGGGUUGAAUGCAGACGUAAUGGUUGGCGCAAUAUCCACUUAUUCUCAUGGCCGGAGCACUGCCGAACUUACCUCACUCGUGUCGCCGCAUGCCGUAUGCGUCACCCCCAAUGGCAGACUGACACGCCAGGUGCACCUGACGAUGAUGUUGAGGAGUCAUUAUGGGAUUCCCUUAAUGAUGUCCAUGAAUCUUCUCUCCGACUAUCGAUCGAUGAGAAGAUUUCGUUUAAUGGCUCGCCUGAGCUUGAUGAUGGCACUGAUGCCGAAUUGCCUGAUCAAGUGAAGAGAAUUAUGAGCAAGAUGAAGAAGCAAGCACACCCAGAAUCUCAGCCGAAGCCUACUGGGGCAACCUCAAGAAAUACUCUAAAUAAGUACCCACUCCUUAGGCGGCGGCGCCGAUUGUUCGUGUUUGCUCUUGACUGCUACAACGAAAAUGGCGACCCUGAAAGGAAACUGGUUCAAGUUAUUCAGGAAGUCUUUCGUGCGGUGAGGUCAGAUCACCAGUUGUCGAGGAUUUCCGGAUUUGCUAUCUCAACAGCCAUGCCACUUACAGAGACAUUGAAUCUGUUGAAAUUGGGGAAGAUAGUAGUGACGGAUUUCGACGCAAUAAUCUGCAGCAGCGGAAGCGAGGUGUACUACCCGGGGACGAUGCAGUGCAUGGAUUCCGACGGCAGAAUGCAACCAGACCAGGAUUUCGCAACACAUAUAGAUUAUCGUUGGGCUUAUGAUGGGGUGAAGAGGACUGUGGCGAAGUUAAUGAAUUCUCAAGAUGGGCAGGAGAAUCAGAAGACUGAAAUUUCUGAAAAUGUUGUUGAGGAUUUAACAGCAAGCAAUGAUCAUUGUAUAUCCUUUCAGAUCAAAGACCCAAAGAAGGCCAAACCAGUUGAUGAGCUCCGUCAGAAAGUUCGGAUGCGAGGACUUAGAUGUCAUCUAAUGUACUGCAGGAACUCAACGCGGCUGCAGGUUAUUCCUCUUCUGGCGUCUCGGUCUCAGGCUCUCAGGUAUCUAUUUGUUCGCUGGGGUCUGAGUGUAAUGAAUAUGUAUAUAUUCCUUGGUGAGCGAGGCGACACCGACCAUGAGGAGCUCAUUGCGGGCUCUCACAAGACGGUGAUCAUGAAGGGGGUUGUCGAGAGAGGUUCCGAAGAGCUGCUCAGGACGGCGAGUAGCUAUAAAAGGGAGGAUGUUGUGCCAGUGGAGAGCCCCCUUGUUGUCUAUACCAAGGAAGGCAUAAGAUCAGAGGAAAUCCUGAAGGCACUAAAAGAAGCUUCAAAGGCUGCUUCAGGAAUGUGAUGGAAGAGCUGUGGAGUUUUGUUUCUAUAGCUUUAUAGUCUCCUUGCUUCUUUGCCAGUGAGUUAUAAAAUGACUUUAUAUCAAUAAGAUAGUUAUGAUA